This is a messenger RNA of Hemiscyllium ocellatum (epaulette shark), 1050 nucleotides long. RefSeq names its product beta-soluble NSF attachment protein. Gene Ontology annotation, biological process: synaptic transmission, glutamatergic; regulation of synaptic vesicle priming; SNARE complex disassembly. Gene Ontology annotation, molecular function: soluble NSF attachment protein activity; syntaxin binding. The record is from RefSeq and is a predicted model, not a curated record. The transcript is spliced from 11 exons. The coding region runs from base 1 to 885 and encodes 294 amino acids. Lineage: Eukaryota; Metazoa; Chordata; Chondrichthyes; Orectolobiformes; Hemiscylliidae. Gene Ontology annotation, cellular component: vacuolar membrane; synaptobrevin 2-SNAP-25-syntaxin-1a complex; terminal bouton.
AUGGAUAAUUCUGGAAAAGAGAAAGAAGCCAUGCAACUGAUGGCUGAUGCAGAGAAAAAGGUGAAAUCAUCGCAUUCCUUUCUUGGAGGUUUAUUUGGAGGCAACACAAGAGUGGAAGAGGCAUGUGAAAUGUUCGCCAGAGCUGCAAACAUGUUCAAGAUGGCUAAAAACUGGAGUGCUGCAGGGAAUGCGUUUUGCCAAGCCGCCAAACUGCACCUACAGUUACAAAGCAAACACGAUGCUGCCACCAGUUUUGUGGAUGCUGGGAAUGCGUACAAGAAGGCAGACCCACAAGAGGCCAUCAACUGCUUAAAUGCUGCUAUUGACAUAUACACAGAUAUGGGGAGGUUUACAAUUGCAGCAAAACACCAUAUCACCAUCGCAGAGAUUUAUGAAUCUGAGCUGGUAGAUAUUGAAAAGGCGAUUGCUCACUAUGAACAAGCUGCGGAUUACUAUAAAGGAGAAGAGUCGAACAGUUCUGCUAAUAAGUGUCUGCUGAAAGUAGCAGCCUAUGCAGCCCAGCUGGAACAGUAUCAGAAGGCAAUCGAAAUCUACGAGCAGGUUGGGACCAACACCAUGGAUAAUCCACUCCUGAAAUAUAGUGCAAAGGAAUAUUUCUUCAAAGCAGCGUUGUGUCAUUUUAUUGUUGACGAGCUCAAUGCUAAGCUUGCUCUGGAGAAGUAUGAAGAAAUGUUUCCAGCAUUUUCCGAUUCACGAGAAUGCAAACUUUUAAAGAAAUUGCUUGAAGCUCAUGAGGAACAAAAUGGUGAAGCUUACACUGAAGCAGUGAAGGAAUUUGAUUCUAUAUCACGACUGGACCAGUGGUUGACAACAAUGUUACUGCGCAUCAAAAAGUCCAUUCACGGAGAAGGGGACCUCAAGUGAAUUAGCUUUGCAUACACUUGAGGCAUUUUGCCAAUUGUGACAUGCUAUUGUGUGUGUGCUAGGUUGUGACAAAUAUGGAUAUAUCUGUUUCAAUGUUAAUAAUUCAGUUUUGUUUCCUUUGUUUUAAUAUACCUGAUUAAUGUUUCAUUUUAAAUAUAUUGUUUU